AUGUCUCGUCUUUGUCUCGUCGUCCUCCUGACUCUUCGUUUCCCUUCGUCCCUCAGUUCUCGUGCGUGUCCUGUGAGUUGUGUGUGUUAUGAACACGCCAACCUGGUGGACUGUCAGGACCAGGGCUUCGUGCAGGUUCCCAGGGGCCUCCCCCACGGGACCUGGCUCCUCAAACUGGGAGGAAACAACCUGACGGAGGUGAGGACCCGAGCCUUCACCGGCCUGUGGUCCCUGAGGGUACUCGACCUCGGGGUGAGCAGGAUCCAAACCAUACGGCCCAAGGCGUUUUUCUCUCUGUCCUUCCUGGAGAAGUUGGACCUGAGCUGGAACCUUCUGACCACAGUCCCAGAGGAUUUCUCCUGGAGCAUGAGCGGACUGAAGGAACUGAGGCUGGAACACAACAACCUGCGCAGGAUCCCACAAAACAGUUUUCAGAGUCUGGACAGUCUGGAGAAGCUGGACCUCAGUUAUAAUGAGCUGGAGGCCGUGGGCCCCGGGGUCCUCAGGGGCCUCUCCAGACUCAGACAGCUCUACCUCCAGAACAACAGACUGAGUGUGGUCCAGAGGGGCAGUAUGGACAUGCUGCCAGGACUGGAGGUUCUGGACCUCAGUAAUAAUAACGUGUCUCACAUCGACACUGAGGCCCUGGCUCCUCUUUACAGUUUGGCCGUUUUAGCUUUGGACGGAAACAAACUCCACAAUCUGAAGUUUAAGACGUUUAUCAGCCUCCACACGACGGCCACACACAUACAGCUCUCAGGUAACCCGUGGAGUUGUGACUGUGAGCUUCAUCGUGACUUCAGUAAGAUCUUGUUUGUGCGUUAUCUUCACAUCGACGAUUAUCGUAACGUGACGUGUCAUGAGCCCCCCCUGCUGGCCGGGUACUCUUUGGCCUGGGUGGACAGUCGUCUGUGCGUGGCCGAGACGGCGACCGUCCUCGUCAUUACGGUCACGGUGCUCGUGACGGUGGUGGGCGCCUUGGUGAUGGCGGAGAGGAACAGGAAGAGGAAAGAGAGGAGUUCACCAUCAAGCCACGCCCCCUGGUCCAAGGGUUAA
Messenger RNA from Periophthalmus magnuspinnatus, 1056 nucleotides. Its product is annotated as slit homolog 3 protein. Gene Ontology annotation, molecular function: protein binding. Gene Ontology annotation, cellular component: plasma membrane. Bases 1 to 1056 code for a protein of 351 amino acids. NCBI's taxonomy places the organism in Eukaryota, Metazoa, Chordata, Actinopteri, Gobiiformes, Gobiidae. The transcript has 5 exons. The record is from RefSeq and is a predicted model, not a curated record.